Messenger RNA from Clunio marinus, 2299 nucleotides. Lineage: Eukaryota; Metazoa; Arthropoda; Insecta; Diptera; Chironomidae. The record is from the annotation of a GenBank genome assembly.
AUUCUUUAGCCCAUCUAUAUCGAGCGCAUUUAAAAUUAAAAACUUUUUACGAGAAAUUGCUUAAAUACACUUCAAACCUUCAUUUGAACAGCAGCAAUUCUCAAACAAAGGAGAUAAAUUUAUCAAUAUGGAAAGUGAAGACGAUUCACGUUCAUCUUCAAACAGUUCUGGCUCAUCAAACUCAAGUUCAAAUGGACCAACAAGUCCACCACAAGAACAAGAAAAUGAGUCGAACGAUCAGCACGAAACAGCCAACAAUGAACAUCAAUCGCGUUCAUCAUCGCCAGAUUCAAAUUCUUUUCAAGAGAAACAAGAAAUCACGAAUCAAUCAAUGUCUCCGAUUCGUGAGCAAAACGUUUCAAAUGAGAAUCAUUUAAAAGACGAUGAAGAAGAAGAAGAAUUAGAAUUAUCGGAUAUCGAGGAUGAUUCGAGCAAACCGAAAAAAGCUGAUAUUAGUCAUGAGGAUUUGAGUGAUAUCAGCGAUUUGGAAAGCAAUUCUCCACCACCAAACUUCACUGACCUCCGUCAAAAGUUAGACAAGCAACGACUUAAUGGAUCGGGCAAUAAGGAAGGACAAGAAAAAACUAAUGAUGAAGACGAAUUAGAUUUCGAAGCUGAUGAGGUGCGCGAAGUAUCAGAAAACAACAAAAAAUUGACGGAAGUUGAAGAAGCAGUUGAGAAGCCGCCAAAAGAAGAAGGUGAAACCAAGUCUGAUGAUGAAAUUGAAAGUGGAGAAGAAUUGGAAGACGGAGAAGUUACUGAUGGCGAUGAUAAAAGACCAGAAGAAUCUGAACCGAAAGCAGUUUGUCGAUUCUUUACACGUGGCCAAUGCACUUGGGGCAUGAGUUGUCGCUUUCUUCAUCCUGGGACGACUGAUAAAGGAAACUACACAAUGUUUGACAUGGUUCGUCCAAUUCCCGUUCCUCAAGCUGUUCCACGAAUCAUACCAAUUGCUUAUGAUUAUCGACAUGACCGUCCACCAAUCCAUCAUAUCCCACCUCAUGCCCCUUUUGAUCAUCCACGAAUUCCACCUGUUGCUGACUCUGAAUCAGCUUGGGAUCGUGGCGUAAGAACAGCUAAAGAAAUGAUUCGUAAAGCCAAGAAACGAAAGGAACAAGACAUUGAUUUUGAUGAAAAGAAAAUGAAUUUAUCUGGGCCGGUUGAUGAAAUCGAAAAGGAUCCUUAUUAUGUUCGUGGUUCACCUGAGCCUGUUCCAAUACUUUCGGUUAAAGCUACGCCACCAUUUGAGCGAGCACCAAUACGUGAACGACCACGAUAUGAUUACAGCCCACCCUCAAAAUAUGCACGUGGAGGAGCAGGACAUUUCGAAGAAGAUGCAUUUGGGCGUGUUCCACGAUAUCGCGAACUGCCAGCACAUCGAAUGCCGCAUUAUGAAGAUGAUGAUUUGAAUAAACGACGAAUGGUUCGUUCAACGAGAGAAGUAAUUGUUGAAAAGGCUGAUGAAUGGAGUGAUCCGUGGGCAAGGAAAACUACACGACGUGGAAGUUCAGGACGCGAUAGAGCUCGAGGAAAGGAGCGUAGUUAUAGUAGCAAUUCAAGUUAUAGCACAUCCAGUGGAACAAGUCGAUCGCGUUCAUCAUCUGAAUCAUCAGGUUCGCCUUCAGCUCCACGUCGUGGACGGUUUGAAAGUCAAAGAUCAAAGGAUCGCAUUAUAGCAACACAAAGAAAGCAAAUAAUUCGGGCAAAAAGUCGAAGUUCAUCAGUGAAACGACGACAUUCCCCUCCAGUUCGACCAAGAACAAUUGAGAAGAAAUUGGCAUCGCCCAUUCCAUCAUUGAAACGUAAAAAGCCAAUUUCUCCUCCACUUAUUCGUCAAGAACGAAUUCGAACUUCGCAUAGUAAGAAGAAGCGUGAUAGCUCAUCAGGAUCUGGUUCGUCAAGUGGAAGUGAAUCUGACACGUCAUACUCUUCAAGUACUAGCGAUUCAAAAGGGAAGAAGAAGCGCGAGAAAAUUGUGGUGGAACGUAAACAACCAACGUCAAAAGUUGAAAUCAAUAAAAAGCGAGUAACGCCAGUUAAAGACGAUAAAAAGGAUAAAUUAUCAUCAGAGAAAGCUGCUGCAGCUGCAAAGAUUAAAUCGACACGUCGUGAAGAACUUUUGAAACAAUUAAAAGCUGUUGAAGAUGCGAUUGCUCGUAAGAAAUCGAAAAUUAACUGAGAAACUUAUCACCGAUCAAUUGAAAAAUUAUAAAUAUUAUUUUAGUUUAAUGUAUAAGCAUCUUCGUUAUGCAAUUUAAGAACAUUAUUAUUAAUAAACAUUGAAGUAAUAAAAUUUAAA